Messenger RNA from Trichogramma pretiosum, 1229 nucleotides. RefSeq names its product odorant receptor 82a-like. The transcript is spliced from 6 exons. Gene Ontology annotation, biological process: sensory perception of smell; detection of chemical stimulus involved in sensory perception of smell. Gene Ontology annotation, molecular function: olfactory receptor activity; odorant binding. The record is from RefSeq and is a predicted model, not a curated record. Lineage: Eukaryota; Metazoa; Arthropoda; Insecta; Hymenoptera; Trichogrammatidae. The coding region runs from base 9 to 1220 and encodes 403 amino acids. Gene Ontology annotation, cellular component: plasma membrane.
ACGCAUAUAUGAUGAGUGAUACCAUGGAAAAUAAAGAACUUGAAGCAGGUAUUAAAAUGUGUCGAAUUGAAAUGGAAAUUUUAGGUGCAUGGCCUGAUACAAAGUAUAAUCAGUGGUACUUGAAAUUCCGUUACCUGGUACCAAUAUUUUUGAGCGUAUUUUUCAUAAAUAUUCCUCAAACAAGGAUGCUCAUAAUUGUCAAAAAUAAUUUAGAUGAUUUAUUAGAAAUAUUAACGACAGCAGAUUUAAUCGUUUUCAUUGCUUUGAUAAAAUUCUCAUCGAUCCUGGCAAAACGAAAAGAUCUAAUGGUUUUACUUAAUAAAAUGAGAAUUGAUUGGAAUACAGCUGAUAGAAAUCAUAAAUACGAAAUGAGAAAAAGUUUAAUUUUUAGUAAACUCUUAAUGAGUUGUUACAAUGUCUGCACUUCUGGGACCAUAAUUAUAUACGCAGCCAGCAGGUUUCUAGUUUUAAGGCAACACAAUGAAGAAACAAGAUGUUCAAACACAACUUCUAUGAAACCAAUGUUUAUAAAAAGCAAAUUUUUUUUUGAAACAGAAUAUAGUCCAAUGUUCGAAAUAAUUUGGAUUGGACAAUUCAUCGCGGCUUUUGUAGCCAAGAUGGCGUUUGUAACUUACGAUGGUUUUUUCAUUUUUUCCAUUCUGCAUUUGAGUGCUCAAUUGAUUAAUUUGAAGAUUGAUUUUAGAUCAUUGCCAGUUGAAGAAAGUGGCCAAAAUUUUACCCAGUCAUUAAAAUGUUUAGUACAAAAGCAUUGGGACUUGAAAAAAUUUAGAACUUUAGUCGAGGAAAAUUUUAAUCAAGUUUUUCUUGUACAAAUGAUGUGUUACUCUGUAACAUUAUGUUUACAAAGCUACCAAAUAGUGACUAUUUUAACAGGAGAAUCUGAGAAAAAUUCAGCAACUUUAGAAUUUAUUGUCAUUUUUACCAUAUCAAAUAUACUGAGUCUCUUCAUGUAUUGCUACAUGGGAGAAAAAUUAAGUACAGAGAGCUCUGGACUUCAUUACGCUGUGUAUGAAAUUGAAUGGUACAGGCUGAAACCAAGUGAAUCUAAGUUACUAAUGAUUGUAAUGCAUGGUACAAAAAAACCUCUCGUAAUAACCGCUGGAAAAUUUACAAACCUUUCGCUAUCAUACUUUAUGCAGAUUCUGAAAACGGCUUCGGGAUAUCUAUCAAUGUUGCUAGCAGUACAGGAUCGGCUCUGAUCACUAUUA